UUGAUGUUUUCUUUGCAGACAGUCUGGCUGCUACUGCCGUGUUUUUAAAUUCAGCGAUUGAAGAAGAUGGAGCGGUGUCGUGAAGCUAAUAUCCAUGUAGUGCUCGAAAUGCGAUGACGAACAGGCCUGAAAUCGUUACUGUUCACGGUUUUCGGGAAGUCUCCCUGCAGUGGCUUUCCAAACAGAUCCCGAAGAAGGUUUACCAGGGUUCAGAAUUGUUCAAUUUGUUCCUUAACUGUAUAAGCUUUCGUGAUGAGAGUUUGGCGAUUGGCACCAGCGUUGGACUGGUGUACUUUUUUUCGUGGUCGAACAAUGAAAUGCAUAAACUGCGCUGUGAGGAUCGAAUAUCUCCCAUCUCAGCUGUUGCGUUGGAAUCAACUGUGGACUUCAUGGUUGCUUCAGGAAGUUCGAAAGGAAAUGUUACUAUUUUUCAAAUUCCGAAGUUUCGGAAAGUCGGUGAUCCACGACCGAAGACGGAAAUUUUCAACAUUCAAGGUUUUCACAAUGUAGCGAUCACUGCUUUAAAAUGGAGUUCUAACGGGGAGUACCUCUUCUCCGGUGAUGCCAACGGAGCUGUACUUCAAACGAGGAUACAUUUUGAUGCUGAAUUACUCGGGGAAGAGGAUCUGAUCGACGAAGAUGCGAAGAGAGAAACCGAGAAACAAUUGGAGCAUUGCACAUGGUUCGAUGUUGAUGAGGGAAAGCUUGUUUCAUGGAAUCGCUAUUGGUUUCAUAUUCUUGGCUUAAGCAUUCCGGCGGUUUUUGAAUCUGUACAAAUUCCAUACGGAAUUGACGAUUUAUCCUCCGAUGGGGGAAAAAUUGUCGUGCUGACAGGGAACCAAAUUCGCCUGUUUUCUUCUUCUCUAUCUGGAAUUGCAAGUGGAUGUUGCGCGGAGAAUCAAAAAUUUGUGGUGAUCGAAACGGACUCGACGGGAUUUUCUUCGUGGGGCUUGCACUUGGUUCGGACAAAACUGGAAAAACUUGUUCUCGCUACUGAAAAGGUGAUCGAUCUGGACGAGUUUGUUGAUCGUUCUUCAAAGAAACUUUUCAAUUGGGCUGAAAGUUCGUUAAUUAGAAACGAAACGGCAUCGGCUCGUGUUCCCGAAAGAUACGACAUUGGUGUGCUAGGCCUAAAUCCUUCGGGAGAUUCUGUUCUUUCCAAAGAAAAAACAGAAGUGGAAGAGUCUGAUCAGGAAGAUGAAUUGUCCGUUCAGCGCGUUAUUCGGAAUGGUGAUAGAAGGCGGAAGAAACCAAAGCAAAACCAGGAGAGCGAAAAUUCGAAUGAUCCUCGAGAGCAGUGCGAAGAAACAUUAGUGGGCAACAAUUCCGAUUGUCAAGAAACCGAUGUCUUUCCCGUCUUCUCGGGUAACUUCGCGGAAAGUGAUAUUGCUGUGAAGGAAGAUCUUUUGGGAAAGUUGAUAGAUGUUAACUUUGGAGCUCCGUUUGAGGAAGACGUCGUUGAGCCCGAAGUGGUUUCGGGAGAGCUGCGUUCUUCUUCCCCGGAUUUGGAUCGUAGAAGCUUUCGAUUACCUGAUGUUGAAAUCGAAUCUGACGUCGAGGAUUCUUGCGAAUUUACUUAUGGACCUCCGUCACGAGAUGACAGUUCUAUUGCGAGUCGUGCUGCUUCAAUUCCUGAUGAACCCUUGAUUUUGGACCAAGAAUCUGUUCGGGAACAAUUGGCGGAAGUUCCAGGAAUAGGAACGGAUUGGGCAGAAUUUCCAGGACCUGGCAGCCGAGUUGUGUCGAGCAUAGCCCUGGAUCGUACUCAAGGCGUUGGCUGGCUUUGUUUCGACUCAGGCGCAAUCCUAGUACAAAAAGACCUCACACCUUCUGUACCUUUCUCGCGUUCCAUCAAAAUCGGAGGCGUGCCGACGAAAGACGGCGAUACUUCUGUUGUCGUUUCCAUCAAAGCGAAUGACGGAAUCGUAUGGGCACUGUGUACCAGGGGAGAGCUUUGGGUCCGUAUCGGCGUAUCUAGAGAGCGCCCGAUGGGAUUGGAAUGGGCUCCCGCGGGAGAAAAAAUACCUGGACCGGUGCUGGCAUUUGAUUUUGGCCCGCAAAGAACUGCAUUUGCGGCAAAUGCGAAUGGUGCCUUGUUCUUCACCCAGGGAAUCUGUCGGCAACAUCCAGCUGGCGAUGAUGUGUGGUGGGAGGUUUCUGUCGUCGGCGCGUUGCUUCCUGGGGCUUCCUCUUCCAAGUUUGCAUCCCUGUUGUUUCCGGAUGCUAGGGCUGGAGUGAGAGACCGUGGCACGAGCUUUCCCGGUGCGAAGUGGUUGCCAUCGCAGCGUGCCGCAAUCUUCACAUCCCUGCCGCACAUGCCCGUGGUCGCGGCGAGUAACCAGAAGGUCUGGCUUGCGUGGGGAGCAUCCUCAAAUAUUCACUGCUCCAAAAAUUCAAUUAGUGGGCAUCGUGUGAUCCCCAUUGAAAUACGAGGCCUGCAAAGUGUACGGUGGAAAGUUCUGGAAGCUGGCUCCGUUUACAAGAAACAUGGAGUACUUUGGCUGCUUUCCCAAAGUGGCGAUAAGGUCUUCACGUACCAGGCGUUCGGGUCAUCUAAAUCAAGACCUAAUCACAUACCCUUGCCUGAAGACGAAGAAUUGGUGCUUCAGUUAACGAGUGGUCCGGAAUCGUUGUGGAUGUUGACAUCCUCAAGAAAAAUUUACAUACGUGCUGGCAUUAGCGCGAGUUGUCCUGAAGGACAUUCGUGGUCUCGUUUGGACCUUUCGCAAAUCGGAAAUGAUAUUCUUACUAGCAUAUCGAUUUCGUCGGAGGUGGUCUGGGGAGUUGAUUUUCGGGGAGGAGUUUGGAUGCGCAUUGGAAGCUUGAAACCAACCACAACGGCUAAUUUACCUCCAGCUUGGGUGCCAGUUGAGGAAGGCAGCGCGCCAGCGCCGAUGUCACAGUUCAAAGAAAUCUUCCUGGGACCAAGAAACGAUAUGGUUUGGGCGAUAGAUUCGAAGCAUAGAGUCUACGUGAGAGCUGCUGUGCUUCCCGAUCUCCCGAUCGGCGUCAAUUGGGUUCCUGUUCUAGGUGUCGAUGCUGUUCACAUAUCCAUCAGUGAGACGACGGUUUGGGCACUUUCUCUCACCGGCGAGGUAUGGCGACGGUUUGGAAUUUCAUCGAAUAAUUUUGCUGGCGAUUACUGGAAGAAAAUCCCUUGUGGUUCAGCUGCGUAUAUAUCAGUAUCGAUAGACGAUAAAUUGUGGGUAGUGGAUACAGCUGGUGCAAUCCACUUACAUCGAUUGCUGAAUUAUUCGCUGACCGACAGCGGGGAAGCUGCGGAGUUCACUGUGCUUGCGGAAGGGGAGGUGGAGCGAACAGAAGACGUUGAUGGAGACUGGCUUUUGGUUUCUUGA
This is a messenger RNA of Notodromas monacha, 3356 nucleotides long. The record is from the annotation of a GenBank genome assembly. Lineage: Eukaryota; Metazoa; Arthropoda; Ostracoda; Podocopida; Cyprididae.